Molecule: messenger RNA, 2567 nt
Organism: Rhinopithecus roxellana (golden snub-nosed monkey)
Lineage: Eukaryota; Metazoa; Chordata; Mammalia; Primates; Cercopithecidae
Gene: PRICKLE3
Product: prickle planar cell polarity protein 3
Exons: 9
Coding region: 226-2091 (621 amino acids)
Molecular function (GO): zinc ion binding
Source: RefSeq, a predicted model, not a curated record
CUUUCCCGCGGGGCACCCGGGGCUGCGUGCAGCUCACCUUUAGGCAGGGGGCGCCGUGGCAGCGGAGAGACCACAUGCCCGAGGGCGGGCCCUGCGGGGCGCGCUCCUCCCACGAGGGUGUCAGGUUUACGGAACCGAGCUCCCAGGCCGGACGCGCGGUGGCCUGACGGUCGCAAGGAUUACAUUCGCUUGACCCGGCCUGGCUUGACCCUGCCUGGGCGCUCCAUGUUCGCGCGUGGGUCCCGGAGGCGCCGCUCCGGGCGUGCGCCUCCAGAGGCAGAGGACCCAGACCGGGGCCAGCCCUGCAACUCCUGCAGGGAGCAGUGCCCCGGCUUCCUGCUCCACGGCUGGAGAAAGAUCUGCCAGCAUUGCAAAUGCCCGCGGGAGGAGCACGCAGUGCACGCGGUGCCUGUGGACUUGGAACGCAUCAUGUGCCGGCUAAUCUCGGACUUCCAGCGCCACUCCAUCUCCGACGACGACUCAGGCUGUGCAUCGGAGGAGUAUGCCUGGGUGCCCCCAGGCCUUAAGCCGGAGCAGGUAUAUCAAUUUUUCAGCUGCCUCCCGGAGGACAAGGUCCCCUAUGUCAACAGUCCUGGGGAGAAAUACAGGAUCAAGCAGCUGCUGCACCAGCUGCCCCCACACGACAGUGAGGCACAGUACUGCACAGCACUGGAAGAGGAGGAAAAGAAAGAGCUCCGAGCCUUUAGCCAGCAGCGGAAGCGGGAGAAUCUGGGGCGUGGCAUCGUGCGCAUCUUCCCGGUGACCAUCACUGGGGCCAUCUGUGAAGAGUGUGGGAAGCAGAUUGGAGGUGGAGAUAUUGCAGUGUUUGCCAGCCGUGCAGGCCUGGGUGCCUGCUGGCACCCACAAUGCUUCGUGUGCACCACAUGCCGGGAACUGCUGGUUGACCUCAUCUACUUCUACCAUGCUGGCAAGGUCUACUGCGGGCGUCACCAUGCCGAAUGCCUGCGUCCACGCUGCCAGGCCUGUGACGAGAUCAUCUUCUCCCCUGAGUGCACAGAGGCUGAGGGCCGCCACUGGCACAUGGAUCACUUCUGCUGCUUUGAGUGUGAAGCUUCGCUAGGAGGGCAGCGCUACGUCAUGCGUCAGAGCCGCCCCCACUGCUGCGCCUGCUACGAGGCCCGCCAUGCGGAGUACUGUGAUGGCUGUGGGGAGCACAUCGGCCUGGACCAAGGCCAGAUGGCUUACGAGGGCCAGCACUGGCAUGCCUCAGACCGCUGCUUCUGCUGUAGUCGCUGUGGGCGGGCCCUGCUGGGCCGUCCAUUCCUGCCACGCCGAGGCCUAAUCUUCUGCUCUCGAGCCUGCAGCCUUGGCUCCGAACCCACAGCACCAGGGCCGGGCCGCCGCAGCUGGAGUGCUGGCACUGUUACAGGCCCACUUGCAGCCUCCACAGCCUCUUUCUCUGCUGCAGAGGGGGCAUCAGAGACCACCACCAAAGGCACCUGCACGGAGUCAGCACCAGCUGCAGGCCCCAAGGAGCCUUCCCGCUUUCUGAGAGGGGCUCCCCACCGCCACUCCAUGCCGGAGAUGGGGCUCCGCAGUGCCCCCGAGCCGCCCCCAGAGUCCCCCGGCCAGCCUAACCUGCGCCCAGAUGAUAGUGCCUUCGGUCGCCAGAGCACCCCACGCGUCAGCUUCCGCGACCCUCUCGUGUCUGAAGGAGGUCCGCGCCGGACCCUGAGUGCACCCCCGGCCCAGCGCCGCAGGCCACGCAGUCCCCCACCCAGGGCCCCCAGCCGUCACCGCCACCGUCAUAAUCACCAUCACCAUCACCAUCACCACCACCGCCGCCACCCAAGCAGACGUCGCCACUAUCAAUGUGACGCGGGAUCAGGGUCAGACUGGGGAUCUUGCUCCAGCUCGCCCUCCAGUUCCAGUUCCGAAUCCUCACAGGAUGAUGGCUUCUUCCUAGGAGAGCGCAUCCCUCUGCCCCCGCAUUUGUGCAGGCCCAUGCCUGCUCAGGACAAUGCAACGGAGACCUUCAACUCCCCAUCUUUAUCGCUCCCCAGGGACUCUCGCCCAGGGAUGCCUCGACAGACCCGACAGACCCGAGACAAGAACUGCAUCGUGGCUUGAAGGCAGGCCUUCCUGGAGGGGGCUCCAUUCUCCAGUCAGAGUAGACGAUGAGGCCCAUGCCCCUCACCCCCAUGCCCUGCCCCCACAACCCAAGUCAUAAAUCCUCUUCCUCCCUCCUUUGUCUGUUUGUUUCUACUUUUGUUUCUGUUUUAGAGACAUGAUCUGCUCUACUGCCCAGGCUGGAGUGCAGUGGUAUGAUCACGGCUCACUGCAGCCUCAAAAGUUUUGGGCUUAAGUGAUCCUCCCACCUCAGCCUCCCAAGUAGCUGGGACUCCUGGCUCGUGUCAGCGUGCCCAACUAAUUUUUUAAUUUUUUGGUAGAGAUGGGAUUUUGCCAUGCUGCCCAGGCUAGUCUAGAACUCGUGAGCUCAAGCAAUCCUCCCGCUGCCUCCCAAAGGACUGGGGUUACAGGCAUGAGCCACCGCACCAGGACUUUCGUUUGUAUUAUUGAAGUAAUUUAAUAUUUGUUGUAAAACA